Molecule: messenger RNA, 105 nt
Organism: Plenodomus lingam JN3
Lineage: Eukaryota; Fungi; Ascomycota; Dothideomycetes; Pleosporales; Leptosphaeriaceae
Source: RefSeq, a predicted model, not a curated record
AUGCUGCGCAAAAGGAAGACUCGAGCCCGGCCCUUUGAGUGCUUGCGUUGCGCAGAAGAUGAGCACGUACUUGAUUUCGAUCUAGUCUCACACAAGGACAUAUGA